AUGGAGCCACGCGCUCGAGCUGGCCGGCAUAAGACCAGCCUCAACUUCGGCCCCGAACUCUCUGCUCUCCUCUACGCCUACGGCGCACCGACACAUCCCGACAUCGUGUCGCCCCUCGGCUCGGCCUCAUCCAAAUACCUGACCUCUCUACCUACGCCCAACACCACCAGCGCCCCUACGCCCUUCAACCAGCCCUUUCCCGAGACCCUCCGGGUUCUCGACGAGAUCCUCACCGACUUCAUCAUCGAAACGUGCCACAAUGCCGUCAGUGUCGCCACGUACUCUGGCCGCACCAAGUUGAAGCUGAGCGAUUUUGAGUUCGUGCUGCGCAAGGACAGCAUCAAGCUCGGCCGUGUGCAGGAAAUGUUCAAGAAGAAACGCGACAUAGACAACAAGAAGAAGUUGUUUGACACGAACGAGGGCCGCGAGGGGAACAAGCUGGGUGUAGGGGACCUGAUGAACCUGGGCGAAGUCGUGGGCGAAGAAGGCACGGGCAAGGGGAAAGGUCGAGGGCGUGGACGGCGGAAGAAGCGCGACCGUGAGGAAGAUGUCACUGGAGCUGGGGCACCAGUGGGAGGCGUGGGCGUGGACGGCACUGUGGAGGAUGAUCUCGAUGAGCCUGCCAGUAAAAGAGCCAGGAGUGAGGUCGGUUGA
Exophiala spinifera is the source of this 654-nucleotide messenger RNA. RefSeq lists its product as uncharacterized. Gene Ontology annotation, molecular function: protein heterodimerization activity. Bases 1 to 654 code for a protein of 217 amino acids. Lineage: Eukaryota; Fungi; Ascomycota; Eurotiomycetes; Chaetothyriales; Herpotrichiellaceae. The transcript has a single exon. Gene Ontology annotation, cellular component: transcription factor TFIID complex. The record is from RefSeq and is a predicted model, not a curated record. Gene Ontology annotation, biological process: transcription by RNA polymerase II; RNA polymerase II preinitiation complex assembly.